UAGGUAAACAAAUAUACACACAUACGCAAACAGAAGCUUAUAUAGCCAGCUAGAGCGCCCAUACAGGCAAAAUUAAUAUAUAUGGCGGCCGGAGACGACGAUGUCGACGCCACGGAGAAAUCGACGUUCCGGUGCCUGGACGCGGCGCGCUGGGUGGUUGCGGCGGCGGUGAUGGUGGUCAUCGUGGCCGUCACGGCGUACGCCUUCAAGGUGGUCUUCCGCCCCGGCACGCUCUCCCUCUCGAUCGUCGGAGGCUCCGUUGCCGUGGAGCGAAUCCACGGCAGCAACAGCAGCAGCAGCAGCAACGCCAGCAGCAGCAGCCAAAACUUGACCUUCACCUACAGCCUCCACGCCAUGAACCCGAGCGGCCGCAUCCGGAUCUACUACACAAACAUCCGCGCCAAGCUCAAGGCCAUAAACUCCACUAAAGACGACAACUCUUUCCUCUUUCUCCGUUUGCCGGACGUGGCCUUGGCGCCGCAGUCGGCGGUGGACACCUUCCUGAAGAUGACGACGGCCGCCAAGGCCCCGUUCCAGGAGGAGUACUUCAGGGAGCUGAGAAACGGCACCAGCAUCGGCAAAGCCUGGAUCGAGCUCAACGGCACCCUCGUCGUCGAGAACUUCUCCGGCCACAACAUGACCCCCGUCACGAGCACCCUAUACUACUGCUGGCCCAUUGUCGUCCUCGGCGGCGAUGAGGACGACGACAGCGGCGGCACUGCGGGUUCUGUAAGCAACGCACCCUGCACGGACAAACCUCCAACGACCGUGCCGCCGGCCAGUUGAUGGCUUUGGGUGAUUAGUGACCGAAAGCGCGGAGGAGAAAAGACCUUAGACCACCAUUUUAAUUAUCAAAACCACCACGAGGAAAACCUCUAUAUGGAGUGGGUGGACAUGAUGUCAUCUACAAAGCUAGAUGAGCCGUGAGCCAAACAUGUUCUCUUGACAUUUUUGUCAAGAAAUAACCAAAUAUUCAAUAUUUUGUAACAAAUUUUGUAGUUUGUCGUGCCAUACCGUUCCUACUCCCACAAGAAAAACUCACAUUUUCUAGAGACUCUGGAGCAAAGUUACCUGGGGAAAAAAAUCUGGUAAUUAAAUACACUCUUAGAGUGCUCCCGCACAGAGAAAAUAACAAAGUAGAGACAGCCGCGCGAUAGGAACCACCAUGUUCUCGCAGGUGGUUAAUUACUUUGCAGUUCAUGUACUAUGCUUGUAGAGUUUCUCUGCAUUUUUUUCUCCUUUGGAGAAGUGCAUGCAGUACCUAGGAAUUGUGUACUAGUGGUAGUGGAAUCUAGACGAAAAUUAUAACUGGAAA
Brachypodium distachyon (stiff brome) is the source of this 1315-nucleotide messenger RNA. RefSeq lists its product as uncharacterized. Bases 82 to 786 code for a protein of 234 amino acids. NCBI's taxonomy places the organism in Eukaryota, Viridiplantae, Streptophyta, Magnoliopsida, Poales, Poaceae. The transcript has 2 exons. The record is from RefSeq and is a predicted model, not a curated record.